Messenger RNA from Theobroma umbraticum, 1569 nucleotides. The record is from RefSeq and is a predicted model, not a curated record. Lineage: Eukaryota; Viridiplantae; Streptophyta; Magnoliopsida; Malvales; Malvaceae.
AUGGUUUUUAGUGCUAUUUUCUCUUCCUUGUUAAAACCAAAUCCUGUUCAUUCAUCUAGUAUAGUUCAAAAUAGAAGCGUUUCUGACAGUUAUUCAUGUUUUGGCAUUGUAAGCAAAGAAGAUGUUCUUUCCGCAGUUUCUGAACAUGUUGGCCUUGCUUCUUGUGCCAAUGAGCUCGUAAAGGUUGAACGGUUCUUUCACGUUUUCUACGCCUAUUUCUUAACAUCUUCAAGUUGUCCACGACGAGUUCUUCUGCGUAUUGUUUGCAAGAUUGCCACAAGUUGUGCUAAAAUUGCCGUUUGUGAGAUUCCAAUUGUCGAGACUCCAUUACAUGUUGCUGCAAGCUUUGGGAGGACUCAUUUUGCUUUGGAAAUUGCUACCUUGAAGCCUUCGCUUGCACUGAAGCUGAACCAUAUUGGCCUUAGCCCUAUGCAUCUGGCACUACGAAACGGGUAUAUCCACACGGCAAGAGGGCUUAUAACGGUUGACCCCGAGCUAAUUCGGGUAAAAGGAAGGGAGAGGAUUACUCCUUUGCAUUAUGUAGCUGGAACAGAACAAGUCGAUCUCUUGGCUGAAUUUUUAUCGGUUUGUCCAGGGUCCAUUGAGGAUUUGACCGUUCGAUGUGAGACUGCCGUUCAUGUUGCUGUGAAAAAUCACAAGUCUAGAGCUGUUAAAGUCCUGGUUGGUUGGCUUCAGCGGGUCAACAAGGAAGAGAUUCUAAACUGGAAGGAUGAGGAUGGUAACACUGUCUUGCAUAUUGCAACCUCCACAAAUCAACCAAAGGUCAUGAAGUCAAUUAUUAGACAUGUCAAUGUGAAUGCAAAGAACCUCCAAGAUUCGACAGCUAUGGACAUCUGCCUUCAAGAAGAAUUACAGCAGAAUGAAGUUGGGGAUAUUCUUCGCCAUGCCAAAGCUAAGCGAGCUUCAUCUCUUGCUACCUUUACUAUAACCCUUGCGGAUUACCUGAGUCAGGAACCAUCGCUUCUUGAGAAAAGGGACAAGCACCUACGACUCAAAGGCCAAAACCAAAGGAAAUCCCGCGGCAACAUUGGAAAUGUAAUACUUGUGGUGGCCAUAUUGAUUGCAACAGCAACUUACCAAUCUGGUCUCAGCCCUCCUGGUGGAUAUUGGCAAGAUGACUACGAUCCUCCAGCCAACAACACCAACAACCUCUCUGCCACCUACCUGGGGAAAGAAGGGCGACCACAUCGAGCAGGAGACAUGAUCAUGGCCCCAGCGUCGAUCUUUGUCUUCUUCACUCUUAAUAGUAUAGCCUUUUAUGCAUCCGUUUCCACAAUUCUUAUAAUCAUAAUGGGGCUUCCUUACUCAACCACAUUAUACGUUUCUGCAUGUUUCUUCUUGUUAGCUUACUCGACUUCAUUGGCUAACAACUUCCCUUAUCCGCCACAGGAAAAUUUGACAAACACAGUUGCUGGUAUUAUAUAUGCGCAUGUAACUUACUUGUUCACAGGAAUGAUUAUUUUGAUCACUUUGGUGGCACUUCUUCGGCAUAAGAGGCUGAAAUGGAGGGUAGAUUUUCUGGGAAGAAAUCUGGGUGAUGCUUUAUAA